Molecule: messenger RNA, 1206 nt
Organism: Trichoderma asperellum CBS 433.97
Lineage: Eukaryota; Fungi; Ascomycota; Sordariomycetes; Hypocreales; Hypocreaceae
Biological process (GO): epoxide metabolic process
Molecular function (GO): epoxide hydrolase activity
Source: RefSeq, a predicted model, not a curated record
AUGGCCUUCAACAUCCCGCCCACUAACAUGCCAGGCAAGCCUGAGCCUUUCACCCUGCACGUCCCAGAAAAAGAAUUAUCUGCAUUCUACGAACUCCUAAAACUGUCCAAGAUUGGGCCUGCAACAUGGUGGAAUCAGCACACUGAUGGACGUUUCGGAGUGUCCCGCGAGUGGCUGAGCCAGGCAAAAGAAACCUGGCUCACAGCAUUUGACUGGCGCCAGCAUGAGGAUCGCAUCAACAAGUUCCCCAACUUCAAGAUGACUGUUGAUGACGCCGAGACUGGCAAAAUCGACGUACAUUUUUUGGCUUUGUUUUCUUCCAACAAGGACGCUGUGCCAAUCGUCUUCCUACACGGGUUCCCAAGUUCGUUCUUGGAGCUUGUGCCCAUGAUGGAGCUGCUUUCCGAAAAGUACACGCCCGAGACUCUACCAUACCACGUCAUUGUGCCAUCUCUGCCUGAUUAUGGACUUUCCGGUAGUCCCAGUGAGAAUGUUGAGAUGACACUGGACCGGGCUGCAGGAAUUAUGCACCAGCUAAUGAUGGGCCUUGGGUUCAGCGACGGAUACGUUGCUCAGGGGGGUGAUCUCGGCAGCAUGUUGGCGAGGAUCAUGUCAGUCAAGUAUAAUGAGUGUAAAGCUUUUCAUCUCAACAUGCUGACGCUAAAUACGGGGGAAAAACCACCAUCCGAAGAUCUAUCUGUCCAAGAGGCACAUGAAAUGAAGCGCACCGAAACUUGGGCUCAAACCGGCUUGGCCUUUGUGCUUGAGCACGGCACUCGUCCUGCCACCGCUGGACUGGCUAUUUCCUCCAAUCCACUCGCUUUGCUCGCUUGGAUUGGAGAGAAGCUCCUUGAGUGGCCUGACCAGCGAGAGCCGCUGUCCCUCAACACCAUCCUAGCCAUGGUCAGCCUCUACUGGUUCACGGAUACAUUCCCUCGCGGCCUAUAUCACGCACAGGUCAUUCAGACAAUGCUCAAAGGGGAAACACUCCCGAUAUCGAAAGAAAAGCCGCUUGGAUACUCGAUGUUUCCGCGUGAUGUUGCUCUGCUUCCCAAGGCCUGGGCUCAUCAACUUUACCCGAAUUUGGUAUUCUUCAAAGCACAUGAAGUGGGCGGACAUUUCGCGAGACUGGAGCAGCCAAAGUUAUUCCUGCAAGAUAUCGAAGAGUUUGCCCAACAAGUCCGUGAAUCAUUCACGCACGUAUAA